Messenger RNA from Mercenaria mercenaria, 2373 nucleotides. RefSeq lists its product as uncharacterized. Gene Ontology annotation, cellular component: membrane. Gene Ontology annotation, molecular function: proton channel activity. The transcript has 2 exons. NCBI's taxonomy places the organism in Eukaryota, Metazoa, Mollusca, Bivalvia, Venerida, Veneridae. The coding region runs from base 142 to 1797 and encodes 551 amino acids. The record is from RefSeq and is a predicted model, not a curated record. Gene Ontology annotation, biological process: proton transmembrane transport.
UCUCACUUUUACUUAUUUUAUUGCAAUAGAUUAACGCACUAGUGAAAAUGCGCAUAUAUUCACACAGACUUACGAAUGCAAGCAAAAGUGAAGGUUCUAUGAGACUUUAAGUUUCCAGAGAUUACCUACAACAAAGAGAAAAUGGCAGUUCCUGGAUUAACAACAGCUCUGUAUUUGUUUGCGAUAAUGUCAAUGGCCACGGUGGUUGUUAUUUUAGCUCAUUUCUUCUCAGCGAAGAACGAGAUCUCGUUCGCCGUUGUCUACAUUUGGAAAACAACGGUUCUCGUCUUUGCAUUAAUUUCAAUGAUAUGGCUUACAAUAUUAAGAAAAAACACAAAUCAUCUCAAGGAAGUACCUGAUCAAAGUCGCCGCAGCGCCAGUAAGAUAACACGUGAUGGAAUUCUACUUUUAUGCGGAACCGGAAGUGGAGUUUUGCCGCUAUAUGAGGCAUGGCAGGAUUUCCCAUGUACGAGUUCUAAAAUAGAACUCACAUUUUAUAUAUCGAAAUUCAUUUCAUUAGUACUGUCGGGUAUCUUUUUUCUUCUAGAGUUAGUUUUCCUUGCUUGCUUCAGAAAAUACAGGUGUAAUAGCGGCCGUGCCAGAGUACUUGUAUCAGUUAUAUUUUCUGCAAAUGUAUGUAUGCUCACAAACUUUAUCCUUAAUAUCAUUCGUGCUUCAAACACCAAUACCAAGCAACUAAAUUUGGGAAACAGGGCAGAAGAUUAUACGGAAGUGUUGGUGUUUUCCUACUGUGAAAAUAAGACGGAACAUCUUGACAACACCACUACCGUGGCGGAACAACUGUACAAAUACACAAACACUUUCGUUCUCGAAUUCGGACUGUUCGCUUUAGGUAUUCUAGGACCAGUGUGGAACGUCAUCGCUCAGACACCCGACAGAAACAUAAAUCGUGCCGGCAGCAAUGAUGACGUUUCAAGCGUUGGAAAUCCAAGCUACUACGACGACGACGAUGAUAACGCAUUGAUAACACACAAUGGCAUACUAGUAGAUAACGCACAAUCUUGGAGAUUUAGAAUGGUAAAGGCACUGAAAAAGACCCUGAUUUUCGUGUCAAAGCAUUCGUUUAUAUUCACCUUGUUACUCGUUUUACCAGUUCUAGGCUUCCACGUCUAUUCUGACGUUCACAACUUGGUGAACAAAAAUUCUGACAUCGUUUUAGAAAAAUUUAUAAAGAACGAAACAUUUGAGCAGGGAAACUAUUACGUACAGACUGGCUAUAAUUACAUCGUUAGCAUUAUACCUUUUAUAGGAUAUUUGAUAGCAAGGGGCAGCGAUAUUUCUUCCUGGUGUCUUAAUUCCGACAACGUUCUUCUAGUUGCAAGUGGCUGUGGCCAUUUACUGCUGGUGCUAUUCGAGACCGCCGACAGCAUCGCGGGCUUCCUUUCCAGUACUGAUCAAAGUGAAAUUGCAACGGAAAUUAUGUAUUUUGUGAAAAUUCUUUUCCAUUACAUAGGCAUUUACUUUCAAAUAAUGAUUAUCACGAAGGCUCGUGCGAUUGCCAAGGACCAAAGCAAACGACAAAGAAACAAGCGUCUUUUUAUCAAUGGUAUAAUCAUAUUCCUAGGUGUGUGUAACAUGGAGCGUUGGCUAGCGGACAGUUUUUUGCCUCCAAUAAAUUUAAGUUAUGUAAAUGAUAUACAAAAUGAAGACACGUUGGGUGUCAAAAACUGGUGGUUUAUUACGGAAUUUUUGUUUCCGGUUGUGGCCUUUUAUAGACUUCUGUCAGCGUUAUUGUGUUUUGAAGUGAGAGAUCUUUUUCAUGAAGCUGGUAUUUGAAUGUUCAUACCGAUUUUACGUCACAAUCAAAAUCGCAUUAAACAUAUAUGUACCAAAACAUGCCUUGUGAAAAAUAAAGUGCUGUGUCAGUGCGUGAACUUUAGCUUUCCUAAUGCCGUGCUAAAGAAGUGUACAUGAUGACGAUGGUGCAUUUAAAAUGAAACAGUUUUAUCGGAGAUCAUAUUUAACACAAAACCAAAUAGGUAAAAAAAACGAAAUGGUUUAUACGCGAUAUUUAUUGCAUAUUUUUUGUAUAAAAACACGGAAUGGUUUAUAGUUAUAGACGAUUUUUUAUUGUACAUAUUUUGUAAUGGUCAGAAUGGAAAAACAUCUUUUUUCAGUUGAUCAGUACAAGACUUCAUAUUCAUUAGUUCUUUGAUAAAUACGAGGGUUAAAACCGUGAGGCAUAAUGCCAAUGGAGUCAUAAAUUGUGAAUAAUGAAAAAGACAACACAACAAGAAUACUUAAAUAUGUGUAAUUUAUGGUCUUAAAAUAUCAUAAAGACAUUUAUCAAAUUUGUAUUUUUCUCAGCAUUAAAGGAUUAUAAAUACUUCUCUCUCCAAUCACUUGCAUUCC